This is a messenger RNA of Cucurbitaria berberidis CBS 394.84, 261 nucleotides long. RefSeq lists its product as uncharacterized. Lineage: Eukaryota; Fungi; Ascomycota; Dothideomycetes; Pleosporales; Cucurbitariaceae. Bases 1 to 261 code for a protein of 86 amino acids. The transcript has 2 exons. The record is from RefSeq and is a predicted model, not a curated record.
AUGUCUGACCGUCUUGAUUGGAUCUGCAGCACUCCAAACGGUAGCCUUGGAACCGUUAUGGAGCAACUUGCCUUGCAGAUAGCUGAACAAGGGGAAUACGAUGAGGUCGAUAUCUUGAGUACCAUAAAGACGAAAACAGGCGGAAGAACGGCAGCGCCCCAUUUCAAGGUCCUGUUAACCGGCACGGUCAACGGCAGGGAGGUCAAACACAACUACCUCAUCAGGGUUGCGCACCGCAGCACCAACGGGCAAUUGUCAUGA